This is a messenger RNA of Cheilinus undulatus (humphead wrasse), 3423 nucleotides long. RefSeq names its product small conductance calcium-activated potassium channel protein 1-like. Lineage: Eukaryota; Metazoa; Chordata; Actinopteri; Labriformes; Labridae. Gene Ontology annotation, cellular component: neuron projection; plasma membrane; neuronal cell body. The record is from RefSeq and is a predicted model, not a curated record. Gene Ontology annotation, molecular function: small conductance calcium-activated potassium channel activity; calmodulin binding. The transcript has 10 exons. Bases 964 to 3027 code for a protein of 687 amino acids. Gene Ontology annotation, biological process: potassium ion transmembrane transport.
CUUUAAUGCUUAAUACUUCACCUCGCUCCGUGCAUAUUGUUUGGUUAAGGGCUGACACAUUUGACGUUUCAUAAGCUCAUAAGUAUCAGAUCUCUGCCUCGCUUGAUUAAUCUGUCAUACUAAUCUGCCGAAGUGAUAUUGAGGACCUUUAUUCUCUUUUGAAGAUUAGAUUUAUUUAUAUAAAACUAGUUUUAUAACCCACUUGGCAUUCCUCUAUAAUACUAAAGAUGCAUAUUAAUGAAAUUAAAUGUUUAAAUGAUAGAAUUAAAUCACUGCAGGCUGAUUUUGACACUGUGUUUAAGAAAAUGCCCCCUCCCUCACUCAUGCACAUAUAGGGAGGAGAAAAUCUGCCAAUCCUAGCUAAAAAAAAAACUGACAGAUGAUUCUUUUCCACUGCUCUGUGCAACAUCUGCAACUUAAAGUCUCUGAGGUCAUUAAGCCCCUCCAGCUUUAAGGAAGAUGUCCUGACAAUCAAACAGCAGGAACCGCAGACAUACAAGGGAACAAACACAGAAAAAUGUCAUGGAUAUUCACGGAUAUUUGCCUUAUGUGUCGUCAUAUGCAGAAGUUCAUAACCUCCACUUGAAUCUAUGGGAGGGGCCGAGCGAUGCUGAGGCUGCUAAUGGAUUGCUGGAAGUUCAUGCAUGCAGAGCGAGGACAAAUAUUUUCAUCUGAGCACAUUAAGCCUCGUCGGGUUGCAGCUGGAUUAUUUCAACCUUACAUUUUUUAAAGUUUCUGCAAGAAAGAGGUGCGUUUGAGUCCCAGCUGGUACAGGGUUUUAUUUGGUGGAUCUUUUUGUGACGCAGGCAGAUGUGACCUUCAGGGACUGUAAGGAGAUUGAAGUCUAAAAAAAACGCUGGGAAAUUACCAGAUUUAGAGCAGGACCGAAGGCCUUUUUUUCUCCUGUGGACAAAAACCUGAAAUAAAAGAUUUGGUGUAUUAUCACCUUUAAACACCAUCAGCAUGGAGCACUCCCCCUCCAUUAACCUGUCCGUGGUGGAUGGAGACGAUGUGGAGGACCACCACCCCCUACUCCCACAGAGGAUGCUCCCUGCAGCUCAGCCCUGCUCUCCACAAUGUGGGAUCCAUCAGAACAUCCAAACGCUGACCAGUCAGACCGUGUGGCUGGACAGAACACAGGCCAUGGCCACCACACCUUUAUACAACGGCCACCUAUACAUGGCAUGUUCCCCUCACUCCAGCAGACGAGGAGAGAAAGGCAAAGAUAGGAAAAGUGAGAAAAGAUCAGGGAAAAGUCGACAGAACCCAGCACACAGUCAGCACAAUCACCAGAGUAGGGCCAGGAACACAGGAGCUCUCAGACUGCAGGAGAAAGUCACCUCUUUCUCUGACAUCCCCAUGUCUCCCUGUGGGUCGCCCUAUAAGGGCCCCUGCAGGUCGCACCUGGACAUAAAAGAUGAGAGCAGAGGGCGCCGUACGUCUGGGAAUGUUUCUUUAGAGAUGCAUGACCGGCAGACUCUCCCUGAGAUCAUAAUCACCGACAAAGACAACGACUUCCAGCCCCGCAGUGAGAGCCCCCAGGACCUGCAGGAGGCCAAAGGUCUGCUGCCCAGAGCAGAGAGAUCCAGUCAGAGCCCCAGUCCCCCACCCAGCCCAAAACGUAAGGGGAGCGAUAAGGACGAGUCGUACUGGAAGACGCACAACAUCGGCUGGAGGCUGCUGCGUAGGAGGUCUCUGUUUUUGAGGAGGCAACGACUGAACGACUGUGCCCUGGCAGUGGGGAUGUUUGGCAUGAUGCUGAUGGUGAUGGAGACCGAGCUCUCCUGGAGCGUCUACAGCAAGAGCUCCGUCUACUCUCUUGCUUUCAAGACAGUUAUCAGUUUGUCUACAAUUGUCCUGCUGGGCCUCAUCAUUGCCUACCACUGCUGUGAGGUUCAGCUCUACGUUCAUGACAUCGGUGCAGAGGAUUGGCGGAUUGCCAUGACAACCGAGCGCCUGGCCCUGAUUAUCCUUGAGUUGGCGGUGGUAGCCAUUCAUCCGUACCCUGUGGGUCUGAUGGCGUACUUUGAGCAAACUCUCCAGCACAUCACGCCGCGCCUCUCCUUGUCAGAGACUGAGCUGGAGAUCGUGCUGGCUCUGCCUAUGUUCCUGCGGCUCUACCUGCUGGGCCGUGCCAUGAUGCUGCACAGCCGCCUCUUCACCGACACUGCAUCCCGCAGCAUCGGAGCGCUCAAUAAGAUUCACUUCAACACUCGGUUUGUUGGGAAAACUCUGAUGACCACAUACCCUGGAACCGUGCUGAUGAUUUUCAGCGUCUCUCUGUGGAUUGUGGCAGCGUGGGGCUUACACGUCUGCGAGAGACAUCACAACUACAGGGACCUGAGCAGCAACUACAUGGAGGCUCUGUGGAUGGUCUCUGUCACCUUCCUGUCCAUUGGUUACGGAGAUGUGGUGCCGCAUACUUACUGUGGUCGCACUCUCUGCCUCCUCACUGGUAUCAUGGGAGCAGGCUGCACGGUCCUCGUGGUGGCAGUUGUUGCAAGGAAGCUGGAGUUGACCAGAGCAGAGAAACACGUUCACAACUUCAUGAUGGACUCACACAUCACAAAGAGGAUAAAAAUUGCAGCAGCAAAUGUGCUGAGGGAGACUUGGCUGAUCUACAAACACACUAAGCUGUCAAGAGAAAGAGACCAAACCAGAGUCCGCAUGCACCAGAGGAAGCUGCUGCUGGCCAUCCACCAGCUGCGGCGAGUAAAGAUGGAAAAGCGAACACUUGCAGAUCAGGCAAACACACUUGUUGACCUCUGCAAGGUGAGAGAGAUGCAGACCCUGAUGUAUGAUGUUCUGAACGAGAUCCAGGGCUGUCGAGGUGAGCUGGACUCGCACAUCCACAGCCUGGAGAAGCACGUGGAGGAGCUUAGGGAGGGCUUCAGGAGCCUGAUGCCGCUUCUGUCCAGCACCCUGUCCACGCAGAACUCCUCCAUCAGACACCUGCUGCGAGAGAGGGAGACGAAGACGGACGCCGCUGUUGCUGCUGCCUCUGCUUCUACAAGUGUGGACAGGUAGAGGGAGGACAGAGAAGAUGAUGGAGAAGAACAAGAAGGCUUCUCAGGCGGUAUUAUCCACUUAUAAUGCAGUAGGCUAAAGAUAAUGGGACUAUUUUUCUUACUGAGAUGAAGAUAGGAGCUAAGGACGGUGACAGAAAAGAAAAGAAAUGCGUAAAAAACUGUAUUAUAACAUAGAUAGCAACAUUUUCUGUAGCAAAAACAUCUUUAAAUUAAAUUUUCAGGUUAUAAUUCAUGGAGUGAGAGAAAAGUACAAUUUUAUCAGUGACAGAUAUUCUAUAAUGGCUUAAUUUUAAAAAAUGUACAAAUAUAUUUCUUAAUGACUCUAUGAAACAAAGGAUUUGCUCAUUUUUUUGAUGUUACACUUUGAUAAAAAUAUAUAUUUUUAUUGUUGGUC